CAAACCUUUCCCCUUUCCAAACGGAACUUGAAAGAACGCAAAACCCUCAUAAUCCUAGCUCACUCUCUCUGAAACCAGAGGAAAAAAUGACGGAUGCUUCAAGGCAACGGAACGGCGACGGUGACGGAGACCAUAGGUCUGGUAACCGGAAGAGAAAAAGCAGUAGUUUCCUCGAUUUAUUCAACGGUGAAUGUGAAGUUGAGGAGAACGGGCCUUCUAGCGACGUUGAGUUCCAGAUAAAGAUCAAAACUGCCACUGGAAAGAUCAUAUCCCUUAAAGUCAAAGACUCGGACACCAUCGGCAGCAUCAAACUCAAGAUCCAGACUAAGGAACGUAUUCCAUUUCACCAGCAGGAACUGAUCUUUAAGGGAAGGGUUGUUGAGGACAUCAAUACUCUUGCCGACGUGCGCGUCAAGAAGGAUUCCGCCCUCACACUUGCACGUAAAUCAAGCGCUUUCAUGAAUAUAUCCAUCAAGAAUGUUGAAGGAACGGUAACAUAUUCUCUUGAGGUCAAGCCCACCGAUACCAUUGCCUCGGUGAAAGAAAAGAUCAAAAUGAAGGAAGGUAUUUCUGUUGAUGAGCAGGUGCUGAUCUUCAACAAAAUGGUUCUCGGGAACAGCGUCACCCUUUUCGACUUCCAUAUCAACAGUAAAUCAACCCUCACACUGAUACGAAAGUCAAGGGGAUUCAUGAAGAUAUUCAUCAAGACCCACACCGGAGAGACUCUUAUUCCGGAAGUCAAACCCUCAUACACCAUCGGCAGUAUAAAAGCCAAGAUCCAGAAUAAGGUACUUAUUCCGUGUGACAAGCAGGAGUUAAUCUUCAACGAAAUGGUUCUCCAUGACAUCAAUACCCUUGCUGACUAUAACAUCAAAGGGGAAUCCACACUCACACUAACACGUUUAUCAAGUGGAUUCAUGCAGAUAUUGAUCAAGCCUCUCAGUGGAAUUGCUUUUACUCUGGAUGUCAAACCCUCUGAGACCAUAUACAACAUAAAAGCCAAGAUCCACGAUAAGGUACAUUGUCACAAAAUAAACAUUCCAUGUGAUGAGCAAGAGUUGAUCUUCAACGAAAUGGUUCUCCACAACAAUGAUACCCUUGCUGACUAUAACAUCAAGAGGGAAUCCACACUCAUACUUGUGGCUAUAUCAAGGGGAGUCAUGCAAAUAUUCAUUAAUCUCUCCACUGGAAAGACCAUUACUCUAGAAGUCAAACCCUCAGACACCAUCCAUAAUGUGAAAGCCAAGAUCUUUGAUAAGGAAACUCAUCUUCCAAGCGAUCUGAGACUGAACUAUAACGGAAAGUUUCUCGCGGAUGCCCCUACCCUUGCUGACUAUAAUAUCAAGAGGGAAUCCACACUCACAGCUGUGCAUGGAGUCAUGCAAAUAUUCAUUAAAAUCCGCACCGGAAACACAAUUACUCUAGAAGUCAAACCCUCAGACACCAUCCACAACGUGAAAGCCAAGAUCUUUGAUAAGAAAACUCAUCUUCCAAGCGAUCUGAGACUGAGCUAUAACGGAAAGUUUCUCGUAGACUGCCAUACCCUUGCUGACUAUAAUAUCAAGAGGGAAUCCACACUCACAGUUGUGCAUGGAUUCAUGCAAAUAUUCAUUAAGAUCCGCACCGGAAACACCAUCACUCUAGAAGUUGGACCCUCGGAAACCAUCCACAAUUUGAAAGCGAAGAUCCAUGACAAGGAAGCUCAUCUCCCAUGCGAUCUGAGACUGCACUAUAAUGGAAUGUAUCUCGAGGAUAGCGGUACCCUUGCUGACUACCACAUCUACAAGGAAUCAACAGUCCAUGUUAUUGCACCUGUGCCUUUCUCAAUGGAAUCCAUGCCUAUAUUCAUCGAGACCCCCACUGAAAAAAUCAUUACCCUAGAUGUCUAUCACUAUGAAACCAUCGGCAAUGUAAAAUCCAAGAUUGAGGAGAAGGAAAGUAUUCCCCGAUGCCAGCAGGUACUGGUUUGGAAUGGCAAGAUACUGAUGGAUGCCAUCACCAUUGCUUACUAUGGCAUCCCGGAGGAAUCAACCCUCUUUCUAAAUAUAGAAGGGGAUGAAUGAUGAAUGUGUUAGAUUAGAGCUGCAUAUCUUAAGAUCCAUUAUUAUAGUAAAAGACGAUGUGU
Messenger RNA from Helianthus annuus (common sunflower), 2125 nucleotides. RefSeq names its product polyubiquitin-C. Lineage: Eukaryota; Viridiplantae; Streptophyta; Magnoliopsida; Asterales; Asteraceae. The transcript has 3 exons. Gene Ontology annotation, molecular function: ubiquitin protein ligase binding; protein tag activity. The record is from RefSeq and is a predicted model, not a curated record. Gene Ontology annotation, biological process: modification-dependent protein catabolic process; protein ubiquitination. The coding region runs from base 87 to 2063 and encodes 658 amino acids. Gene Ontology annotation, cellular component: cytoplasm; nucleus.